AUGUCUCAUGGUAAAUUUACGAGAUUGGCUGUACUGUUAGACUUGUCCAAACCAUUGUGUGUCCAAUUUACGAUUCACGUCAAGGUGCAAAGGGUAGAGUAUGAAUGUCUCCCGGAGAUUUGCUUUCAGUAUGGUAAAUAUGGACACUGCAGUGCCGGAUGUCUUGAUCGUGUACCAAAUGCCCCACAAACCAAAGCUGGAGGUUCUACAGUACUCGUUGCCAGUAGCGAUGGAUGUACACGACGGGCCGCAGGAGAGCCGUCGGAAAAAAUGGAAUUUGGGCCAUCGAUGCAGGUGCCGCAGAAAGAAACGAUCUCAUACAAGAGAGAUAAGGGGACAACUAGUCAGCCUACCAAGGUUAAUUUUGGUGUUUUAUCCAAUGAUAAUGAUGGAAAUCUAAACUUUAAUUUUGGCGUUCAGAAGGAUGUCAACCAGAGGGUCCGCCGGUCUAUGCCUUCUGCAGAAGAGGGAUUAGGGACAAAGGUGUGGAAAGAUGCGGGUUCAAAUAUAGGUGUUGGCUGGUCUGUUGGUCAAACGGGUCGUCGGGUUGGCCCAAAAAACCAGACAAAGGUGGAGUGA
Oldenlandia corymbosa var. corymbosa is the source of this 579-nucleotide messenger RNA. NCBI's taxonomy places the organism in Eukaryota, Viridiplantae, Streptophyta, Magnoliopsida, Gentianales, Rubiaceae. The record is from the annotation of a GenBank genome assembly.